AUGUCAAAUUCAUUAUCAUCUACUCCGAAUAAACAAAAAUUAAUAAAUUCAACCUGUUUGGACUUAUUAUUGCUUGAAAUUGUUCCAUUAUCUAUAAGGAUAACACACAAGUUGCAACAAGAAAAUGAUUCGUCAUCACUAACAACAUCAAAUUUAUCUGAUAAUAAAACCAAUAAUAAAAUCAGAAUUGAGACUUUGGAAUCAAAUUAUAUUAAUAAUGAUUUAGUUAAUUUUAAAGUUGAAAAUUAUGGCUAUUCAAUUGGUUUAAGAUUAGGCGAAUUGUUAAGUUUUCAAAUCAAUAGUAACAGUUUAAAUUUAAUUUCAAAAGAAAAUAAUAAUUUGGAUAUUUUAAAUAUAAUGAAAUUUAUUUGUAGAGACGUUUGGAAAAAAUUAUAUGAUAAACAAAUGGACAAUUUGAGAACAAAUCACAGAGGCACAUUUGUUUUAAUUGACAGCAAUUUUAAAGAUUUAACUAGAAUGUCCAGCUCAAAAGGUAUUAAUGAUACAAUAAUUAAAUGCAAGCCUUAUGUUUGGUUUCCCUGUGGUAUAAUUAGAGGAAUUUUAUCAAGUCUUGAUAUUGAUUCAACAGUUAAUUUUGAGAUUACAAAAUUUCCUUCAGUUACGUUUAAUGUUCAAACUAAUAUUUCUGGCUAG
Molecule: messenger RNA, 654 nt
Organism: Ascoidea rubescens DSM 1968
Lineage: Eukaryota; Fungi; Ascomycota; Saccharomycetes; Ascoideales; Ascoideaceae
Gene: TRS33
Product: Trs33p
Exons: 2
Coding region: 1-654 (217 amino acids)
Biological process (GO): endoplasmic reticulum to Golgi vesicle-mediated transport; regulation of GTPase activity
Cellular component (GO): TRAPP complex; trans-Golgi network; cis-Golgi network
Source: RefSeq, a predicted model, not a curated record